GCUUCUAUCUAUAUAAACAGGAACGACGAAUCUCCUUCUCUGCCACUUUGCCACACAUAAUCACCACACUUUAGUGCUUUCUUUUUUAGUUUCCUUGUCGUUUAAAAAAGUCACCAAUAUCAACAAAACCAUGUCUUCUUCAGGGGUAAACCUAGAAAAAAUAUCGAAUUCCACUGGAUGAGAUCCUUGAGGUCACAAGUAAAUUCAGUCCAAAAUCUCUGAUCGGAGAGGGUGGAUUCGGUAUGGUCCACAGAGGAGAACUCUCUAAAGACGGGCAAACACGCACAGUAGCAAUCAAACGCCUGAAUCGGGAUGGUUAUCAAGGAAACAACGAGUUCCGUAAUGAACUUGAGAUGGUUUCCAGUUUCCAUCAUCCAAACAUCAUUACUUUCAUUGGUUACUGCGAUGAGGACAAUCAUAUGAUCAUAGUUUAUGACUAUGCUAAGAACGGAAGCCUUGAUCAUCAUCUCCAAAACCCAGAUAAGAUGCGUAGCUUAACAUGGGCACAACGCUUGAAGAUUUGCUUAGGUGCAGCAAAAGGGCUCAAGUACCUUCACUCAGGUCUUGGGGAGCACAAUAGAGUAAUUCACAGAGACAUGAAGAGUGCAAAUAUACUCUUAGAUGUCAAUCUUGAAGCUAAAAUAUGUGAUUUUGGUUUGUCAAGAUUUGGUGCAAGAAAUCAAGAAGAGACCCAACUCUUAACAAAGGCUGCGGGUACAAGGUAUUACAUGGAUCCCCUUUACGCUGAAAGAAGCAGGCUCACGAAAGAGUCAGACGUGUACUCCCUUGGAGUGAUUAUGUUUGAAAUGUCGAGCGGGACACUGGUUUAUCUUGCAAAGUGCUUUGGAGAUGAUGAUAACCCACAAUAUCUCAUUGAUGUGGUCCGGAGCUGCUAUGACGAUGACAAAAAAGCUGCCAAACCAGACAAGUUAAUUGAUCCUGAUAUUAAAGAUCAUACUGAUAUGAACUCUUUUCACACGUUUAACAAAAUUGCACAUGAAUGCGUUAGCCUGAAGUUAGAGCAACGCCCAACGAUGGAGAGGGUCAUCAGGAAGAUUGAGCAGUCAUUGACAAUUCAAUUGAAACAUCAGGAAUCUGCCUCUACUACCACCACACGACGCCUAGAAAGUUUUCUAAUUCCACUGACGGAAAUAAACUUGGCAACCCAAAACUUCAAUCCGGAAACACGUAUCGGAUCCUACGAAUAUGGUGUUGUCCAUAGAGGACAACUCUAUGAACGGUGGCAAAACCGCACCAUGGCUAUCACCCGCUUGAAUUCAAAAACCUACCUAAGCGCAUGGGCCCAAGAUUUUAAAAAGGAGCUCCGGAUGAUUUCCAGUCUUCAACAUCAAAACAUCUCCCCUUUCAUCGGUUACUGUGACCAAGGCAAAAAGAGAAUUAUAGUUCAUGAAUAUGCUGUCAAUGGAAACGUUGCAAAUUAUCUCGAAAACAAGAGGAAUAACUUGCGUAAACUAACAUGGGCACAACGCCUGAAGAUUUGCCUAGGGGUAGCAAGAGGACUCCAGUGUCUUCAUUUGUCUUUUGGGGAAGACAACCAAGCAACACGCGGGAACAUUAACUGUGAAAGCAUAUUGUUAGAUGAAACUAUGGAUGCCAAAAUUUCGUUUUUUGGUUUGUCAAGACAAGGUCACACAAACCCCAAACCUGACGAAUACAUAUCAGACAUGUAUUCAUUUGGCGUAAUAAGGUUUGAGUUAUUGAGUGGACGUCGGGCUCAUGAUUUAAACGAAUAUGCUGAACCAGAAGAGCAAUUUUAUCUAUUUCAAGAGUACUACCGCAACAAUGAUCUCCACAUAUUCCUUGAUGAGUAUAUAAGAGAUCAAAUUGAUAGCCGUUGUUUGAAUAUAUUAAUAGAAGUUGCAUAUCGGUGCAUAAAGAAGAGCCAUCAGAAGCACAUUAUGAUGAAAAAAGGGGGACUAAACAGUGGGAGGGGGCCACCUGGCGGCAAGGAUCCACGUACACACUUUACGAUGGAUGAAGUCGUCGAUAGGAUUGAGGAUGCAGCGGAUUUUGAAUCAAAUGAAAAGUAGUAUGGAUUAUACAACAUGAAAAACUUUCAAUUUUUUCUGUCAUAUGUAUCCAAGAAAAUUUCUAAAAUCAGUGGUGUUGAUUUUUAGUUCUUUUUAUAAAUCAGCG
Lactuca virosa is the source of this 2157-nucleotide messenger RNA. The record is from the annotation of a GenBank genome assembly. Lineage: Eukaryota; Viridiplantae; Streptophyta; Magnoliopsida; Asterales; Asteraceae.